UUCGCCAACCCAGCAACCAAAAUUCGACUGCGCGUCAUCGCUGUUCCGGCUGAACUCCGGCAGACGGCGCACCGACCAAUCCCGAGCUACGAGCGUUCCAGGUCACCACCACCCACCCUCGAUAGCAUCCACCUCCGCCGUCGCCGCAACCAAACCCCCCAUCCCACCGCAUCGCAUCACGCCGUGGCCCAUCGCGACACAUCUUCACCAUGGUCAACUCAUUCGUCAGCGCCGUCGCCCUGGCUGCUCUUCCCUCUGCGCUCGCUUUCAGCAACGCCUCGCCCUACUUCUUCUUCUCCACUGCCGAAGUUCUCAUUCCAGGCGCCGAGACCGAAGUGGCCACGGCCCUCGAUGCCACCGACCGAUUAAUAGAAUCCCUCAAAAGCUGCCCUACCAAGUCCUACAUUGUUGUCGAGCAACAUGGCGUGUCGGCCGCCGACUACAUCGAUGAACAUGCCGCACCUCGCCUAAGAUCCUACGUCGCGAACCCCGGAGGAAACGACAAUAAGAUCAGGAGCACCAUGAUUAUUCCGGAGGUCAUCUCAAGCGCUUCGAGGUUCUCCAAGAUGGCCACCCCGGCACAACAGAUUGCCGACUACAUCAGGCAAAACUGUGGCGCCGUUGAUGUUGAGGAUACAACGACAUCCGUUUCCAAAGAUGCGAAGAAGAUCACCACAUUCGCCGUCGACGCCCCGCGGACGGAGCAGGAUCUCGGCAAAACUGACGCAAGAAUCGAGGAUCUUAUCGUCGAGCUUUCUGGUUCCGAAGACUACGAUUUCACCGUCAUCUACACUACCACACCCAGAGAAGAGCCUAUAACUCAUGAAGGUUCGGGCAAGAAGGCCACCUACGAGAUGGAGAGUCCCUUCGAUGAUGCAGUGCAGAUGGAGCUGAAGCGCGAUCUUUCCUCCCACAGACGCGCCUCGUCCUCCAAGGAGGGUGCGUUGUUCGAACGAUACCAAUACUUCACUCCUGGCAUUUUCAUGGCAUUCAUCGCCAUCAUCCCCAUGUUCAGCAUCAUCAUCGUCGGACUUCGUGCUUUGACCAGCUUGGAAGUAUCUUAUUUCGCAUUCAGCAAAGAGAUGGGCCCAGCAGCCAGCCGCAAGUAA
Molecule: messenger RNA, 1109 nt
Organism: Periconia digitata
Lineage: Eukaryota; Fungi; Ascomycota; Dothideomycetes; Pleosporales; Periconiaceae
Source: the annotation of a GenBank genome assembly